Molecule: messenger RNA, 280 nt
Organism: Kogia breviceps (pygmy sperm whale)
Lineage: Eukaryota; Metazoa; Chordata; Mammalia; Artiodactyla; Physeteridae
Source: RefSeq, a predicted model, not a curated record
AAGUGUUUGGCCUUGGUGAUGGUGUCACGAUGUGGUUCAAGAUUCUCCCCGGGGUUGCUGUCAUGGCCGCGUGCUCGUUCAUCCCGGGAAUGGCCACUGCACGCAUCCACAGGUUCAUUAACGGGGGCAAGGAAAAAAGGGUUGCCCGGUAUUCAUAUCUGUGGAACUUGGUGGAAAGAGAUAGGCGCGUCUCUGGAGUUGAUCGUUACUAUGUGCCAAAGGGUCUGGAGAACAUUGAUUAAGGAAGCAUUUUCCUGAUUGAUGAAAAAUAACUCAGUUA